AGGAGCAAAGACGUAGAAGUGGCGCAGUGAGCGCUUCCAGGGAGCAUGACGGGCUGGUGUGACAGCAGCAGAGGGAUGGGAGGCAGCCCGGCUCCGCGCCCGUCACUGUGAGGGAGGCUCUCCGGCGCACAGCUUCUCACCACACACUCUUCUCCUGGGACCUGAGGAUGGCGGAGGCAGAGCUGCACAGGGAGCGCCUGCAAGCCAUAGCGGAAAAAAGAAAACGCCAGGCUGCAAUUGAGGACAAAAGACAACAGCUUGAAGACCAAAUUCUCCAACUGCAGCACCUAAAGUCCAAAUCACUCAGAGAGAAAUGGCUUAUGCAAGGAGCACCGGCUGGCUCAGUGGAAGAGGAAGAGGCUAAAAAGAGACAAUGUGAGGAGGAUGAAGAGAAGUUAAAGUUAUUUGAAGAAAAUGUCCAAAGAUUGGCGCAGGACAUUGAGAAACUAGAAAGUGAAGAAUCACUAAUAUCUGCCAAAGAACAAGUACUGAGAGAGAAACUAAAAGAAACAGAAAUUUCCUUUGUAGAUUUGCAAAAGAGCUUGUCAAAUCAGCAGAAAGCAGAUGCAGUAAACUAUAUCUACUCCCAGAUCCCUGACAUCACAAAACUCUACUCGAAUCAACCGGAAACAAGGACACCUGAAAUAAAGAAUAAAGACCUGGAAGAAUUUGAAGAAAAAGAAGAGGGCAGCUUGCAAAUGACUAAGCAAAGCAUUGUAAGAGAGAAAAGCGCCAUGAUCGCUGUGUGGAUGCUUUGGUCUCUACUCAAGAGACCACAGAUCCCAGAGGAUGAACUUAAGCUGAAGAAGGAUAAAGAUCAAAACAGUGCCAAUUAUUCACAACCUAUAAAUAUCAUUCUAACCAAUACUGAAACUAUGGAGUUGGAGGUCCAGGCCACAGAGCAUAAAGGAGUUGUGUUAAUUACCCCAGAUGUUGUAACAGACAAUCAAAAUGUUCUACUGUCUACACCAACAAACCAGAAUGGACUUAAAGGCAGACAUGAAUCAUUAGAUAGCGACGUUGCAAAAGAGAUAAGAUAUUUAGAUGAAGUUCUGGAAGCCAGCUGUUGUGAUACUGCAACAGAUAACUCUUUCAAUGGAUCCCUUUCUUCUGAAUCAACAGUUCAUGCUUCUACGAUAAUUGUGGAUGGCUCAGGUCCUUGUGUCAGUGUUACAAAUGAAUGUACCACUCCUGAAAUGGAUAUAAUAGCAGUGGACCGUAGACCCCUGCCAGUUGUGGAAUUAAGUGAAUCUAUGGAGAACAUGGAACCAAUUAAAAUUAAUGGUUACUCCAAAGGGGAAUUGAAAGAUGAUCACACUGAUGUAUUUACAUAUCCAGCUAGCCCAAAUUCUUCAAACAGUUCACGGAGGUCAUCUAGGGAUGGUGACAAUCUACCAAAGGUUAUUAAAAAGGAAGCAAAGUUUGAGCUUCGAGCAUUCCAUGAGGAAAAAAAGCCAUCAAAAUUAUUUGAAGAUCUAAAUGAGAAGGAACACUACAGAGUUAAGAAAGUAAGGCCUUCAGAGGAAGUUAUUGAACUAGAAAAGGAAAGAAUUGAACUGAUCAAAAGUCAAGCUGUGAAAAAGAAUCCCAGCAUUGCAACCAAGUGGUGGAACCCACCACAGGAAAAAACCAUAGAGGAACAACUAGAUUCUGAGCAUCUGGAAUCACAUCUGAAAUAUAAAGAGAGGAAACAAAAACAGCAACAAGGAACAUCUCCGCCAGCUUUUAAAAGUAACCCUCCGACAUUUGUACCUACAGAGACAAUUUCUGUCAACAAGGAAGACAUUGUUACUGAGCAAAUAGACUUCUCAGCUGCAAGGAAACAGUUUUUGAACAUAGAAAAUGCAAGCCAGACUAAUAUAAAAGGACCACCAAAAAGAUCUGUUGCACCAAAUCUUUUUUCAGUGAAGCCAUUCUAUAAAGUGAACCAAACCAAUAAACCUCAGUCAUCUGUCAUUGUGACUAGCGCAUCAAGUUCAUCUGUUGAAAUGGUCAGACCUGAUGAGAUUUCAUUGGUGAAAGUGGAAAAAGUGGACAGCACUUCUGAGGACCAAUCAUCAGCAGAGCAAUCUAGGAAAAAGUCAUCAGCAGAAGACCCUGAUUUUGAAAAUGCCACAACAACAUUUACAAUAGUAAAAGAUGAUGACAUUGAUAUUUCAGACCGUUUUGUAAAGUCAGUGACUGUAUCUUCUCUGCCAGAGGAGCUGGACUCCGGUUUAGAUGAUUUGUCCAUUAAAUCUCAGGACACUACAGUCAUGGAAACACUUUCAAAUGAUUUUAGUAUGGACAACAUCAGUGACAGCGGGGCAUCAAAUGAAACUAUUAAUACCCUACAUGACCAUUCACUAGGAGAAUUUUCACAACCCCAAACACCCCUUAAGGACACCCUAUCUGAUUACUCAAUAGAAGGGGUCUCCAAAUCAUUUAGUGAUCAAGGUUUUUAUUCUCCAUCAUCCAUGCUGAAUGACUCUGUUGUUUCAGAUGAUCAAUUGGAAUACCAAGCUGGUAUAUUUGUACAUAAUGUAAUCCAGCAAGCUCUUGCUGAAAAAGUAGGCUUGGCAGACUGUGGAAAACAAGAUUGCUUGAUAGAGAAGAUUGAUGAAGCCAAAGAGAUGUCAGAAGGACAAAAAGUGAUAGUAAGUGAUACUAUAAGACCACUAAGCCCGGAGAGGAAGGAUGACAAUUUAUUUGAGCCACCUCAGGUUUCUUCACCAGUGCAAGACACAGGAGUUACAGUGACACCAAAGAUUCCAGAGCAACUUAAAACCCAUCAAGUUAAAGCUUUAGAACCUUUACCUAUUCCACCUGUAAUGGAUGAAGAUCCUAUUGAAGAAAACAAGCAUGAAAGUUACUUCAGCAAGUACUCCCAAGCUGCUGAACUAAGAAGCACUGCUUCCAUCUUGGCAACACAAGAACCUGAGAUAACAGUAGGACCUUUUAAAUUGAGAUCAAAGAAGCAGAGAACACUGUCAAUGAUUGAAGAGGAGAUACGAGCUGCACAAGAAAGAGAACAUGAAUUGAAAAAGCAGAGACAGAGACAAAGCUUGCAAGGUCCACCAAGUCCAUCAAGCAAAAAUGCCCCUGUAGUGUCAACAAGAACAGCAUCCUACAAAACUGCACCAGGUAAAAUAGAGAAAGUCAAAUCGUCACCUUCGCUGAAAGUAGAAAGCUUCCCUGAACAAAGUGAUCCACAGCUCGAAGAUGCCACAGGAUCCCAACGUCCUAAAACUCUCAUGCAAACACUCAUGGACGAUUAUGAGAGCCAUAAAAGUAAGAGACGUGACCGAGUGGAUGAUUCUAGUUACACCUGUAAAUUACUGUCUUACAGAGUGACUACUGAGGUCCUUGAGGCAGUAAGAGUGGGUCGCAGGAAGAGCGCACUGGCACUACGUUGGGAAGCAGGGAUAUAUGCCAACCGUGACGAGGAUGAAUAAGAACACUUUCAUGGAAAAUAUACAAACCAAAAAAUGAAUCAUUUAACCAUAUAUUUAUUGAGAAAUAAGCAGCCUCUGCAAUCCAUAUAGAGACAAUGAAGACCGCAUUUAUGAGACAGACUAAUAGACAUGCUUGAACUGAUGCGCACUGGCAGCCAUGUAAGGGUUGGACUCUGAAGACAAGGAAAGAAAGGUGACCCCACGCAUGUGGGCUCAACUAGGACGACAUGCCAAGCCAAAAAUGCCAUGCAAUUGCUUUCUUCAUAAAUGCAGCUUUGAAUUACUUUUUGGCAUCAUAUACCCUCCUCUUACCAUAGCAUGUUGGGAGCACCACUGCCCGAAUGAAGGAGCACCUCUUUUGUGGGUCUACUCUGCAAAGUCAUGUACCUACAGGGUACAACCAACCAUCAUAAAACUGUCCAGCUCAGUCGCACUGUAUUAUUGCCUGUGGCUUCCUGCAGUACAUGGCCAUGAGAAGACGGCGAAAUGAAAGAAAAAUAACCUUGAACCAUAUUAAGAUAUAUAUUUCUGCUAAAUAAUCAAAUUAUUCCAUGAAGAUGGCCAAGUUAACCUGUAGAUAUAUGGGUGGACAACAGCCCUCACAGGAAAAUACGAAAGUGCACCAUUGGGAGGUUCAUAUUAAAAGCACAACAUUUAGCACAAACUGUGGGCAUGUUCACAUUUGUGGCUCUCAGGGAGGAAAGGUUUUUUUUUUUUUUUUUUAUGAAUAUAGCUUUACGCAAAGACGCACAUCAUCACCCUGGCCCCGUUACAUUAUCUAUCUAUUUAUCUAUCUCAUAUCUAUCUAUCUAUUUAUCUAUUCUCUCCCUCUCUCUCUAUAUAUAUAGACACACACACUAGUGUAUCUGCCCUAACACAUGCAGUUGCACAUUUUCAUUGGAUAAUUAGUGACAGCGCCACUUCUUGAGCAAAGCUUUUCAUUGAGUUACACAGCAAGUUAUUGUUAAUUUAAAGAACACAUUUCACUAAGUAUUUUAUUUUUAUUUUUUCAAACUCUUUGUAAAGCUUUCCCACUUGACCGGAUGAAAUUGAGGAUGUGAUUUGUGAUAAAUGUGUUUUAUUGAAAUACUACGGAAUGGUUGCAGGCACAUUUCAUGAGCUAUAAUAUUCUUUUCAUGUAUCUAUGAAUAAAACCAAACAACCAGCUGCUUGAGGGUGAGUUUUUCUGCUAUCAGGGUAAUGAUUAAUAGUGAUGAUACAUAGCUAGAGGUGGUCUUCCCAUUCUAGUGUACAUGUAAGACCUAUGAUAUCACCCGCUGUUUUAUUAACAGAUCUUUGUAGAAAGUGUUCACUUUUAAAAGCUAUGGACACCUUUGACAUGUAAAAAAUUAUUUUUACAUGUUAGUGGAUACCAUGAUAAAAAAAUAAAAAAGUUGCACUAAGUUUUAGGCUGCAAUCUUCAUUCAUUUUGUGACCCCCCCAAUAUUCAGUUUACAACCUGCUCCUAGUUUCAGACUUUUCCCAGUGAUACAUGCGGUUUAUAUUACACAGCCUAUGUGAUUCUUGCGUUUGCUUUCCAGCCUGUGUGAGCGGCCCAUCUCUGCACUGAUCUUCUCUGUUCAACCUCCUCCUCCUCCCUGCUGCUAUCUCUAGCACUGAGAGAAUAGAGGGGCACACAGAUUCAGCUGCCAGGAGCUGGUUUCUGGGGGAUUUAUGUCAGAUUCAGAAGUACAACCGGGUAGGUGAAGGACACUAGCUCUGCUAAAGUAAAAUGUUAGGAAAUAUUUAAAAAGACUGUCUAGCCUGUCCUCAAGAUAGGCCAUCAUUAGCUGAUCCCGUCGGGGGUGCAACAUCCCACACCACCACUGAUCAGCUAUUUAGAUGUAGCUCAGAUGCCAGAAUUCAGUGCUGAAACUACACAUUAACCAUCCCUGAGAAUAGGACAUUGCAUAGAAAAGCUGGACAACCCCUUUAAUGAAUACAUUUUAUUUAUAAAGUUGCUUAAUUUUGCAUUUAGCAAAAAAAAGUAACAGUUCAAUUAUUGCACAAUGACCAUAGUUUUUAAGGAACUUAAAAGAGUUUGUAAAAAGUUCUGUACAUCCGUUUCAGCGAAUAUAGGUUAUUAACACCUUCCAAUAUACUUUCUGUUAAUUCCUAAUGACUAUUAAGAUCUAUUUGUGCUAACAUACAACAGAUGCUUUCCUGUGGACAUAAAUCUGUCCAACACUCACAGCUCACUGAUCUAUUCAUACAUAUCUCAUAGGAGCCCUCUAGUGGAGAAACAUAGACAGCACGCAAAGGAUUUUGAUGCAAUUUGUGGUAUUUUGAUUACUGAAUGUACAAUAUUCACCGCACUUGAGCAAUGUUUCAGGGUGGAUUGUCACCCAUCUUCAGGGAGAUGCAGCUGAAAGGAGGCUUGUAAAGGGGGUGAUCCAUGAGAACUUGAUACAGGAAGGAAAUUGGGAAGUUAGAUACCCAUUGAAUAAUAUUUACUUAGUAAAUCUGAAAUACCCCUUUAGGUUUGAGGUCUGAGAAAUAAUAUUCAAACUUAGAAUCCAGACAAGCAGAUUCCUGUCUGUAUGACCUUUGGGACAAGUUUUCCCUCCUUGUGAAUGUGGUUGCUGUGGAGGAGGGCAUCCUGCACAUGUUCUUCAGACCUAGUAGCAAGGGGCACAGGACCAACCAUCUCUCCAAGGACCCAAUAGCGUGGUCUGCCACUGUGGUAUGUAUUGUACAUACGUGUAGAAAACCCCCCAGGACAUGUUCAUGUUGUUGUUUUUUGCAGUUUCCAGGAGAGAUAUAAUGAAUCUAAUUUCUGUGUUUGAUUUUAGAUUUUUGUAUUAUACAGUUGUGAUAUCCUUUAUUAUGCAGUGUUAAUGGGAUGGAUAAAGCAACAUUUAUUUUAUAGACACAAUACAUGGUUGGCAGAAAGAAUUAGCCUAAAUAUUAGGUAAUGGGAUUAUGUACUAAAUGGUAUUAUCUUCUGAAAUAUGUCCACUAGCUAUAAGAAACUGGAAGACUGUGGGGAAAUUCCCAUUAAUAAGUUGUAGACUAUCUAUAGCAGUGAUGCCCAACCUGCGGCUCUCCAGCUGUUGCAAAACUACAACUCCCCCCAUGCCCUGCUGUAGGCUAAGAGCUGUAGCCUGUCCAGACAUGCUGGGAGUUUUGCAACAGCUGGAGGGCCGCAGGUUGGGCAUCCCUGAUCUAUAGUCUUCAUCCCAUUUGUGUAUUCAGGGGGCUUCUGCUUACAGCUGGAAUUCUUUAUCUUAAGAACGUAUAUUGGGAAUUGCAUAAGAUGUCAAAUGUAAAGCUUAUGGUCACUUUUUUAGAUAUACACUGCAUGGGUAUUUUAGGUAGUCUUCCAGGAUUAGAAAAAUCUGCUUUUUCCAGAACCAUUACUACUAUUGUCUAUGGGCUGUGUCUGAUAUUGCAGCUCAUUCCCAUACGAGCCAACGGGGCUGAGCUGCAAUACCAGACACAGCACAUGGGACGAGUGAUGCUGUUUCUGGCCACCUUUCUAAUGCCCUUUGAAGUCUAGGUGCCUGCAAACCAGGGGCACACUUUAUGUUAUAAGAUAUAUGAGUGUAUUAUUAGGCACAGUAGGUCUGUGCAUAUGGCAGAUAGGGGUGAGAGGCAAUUGCAUAUAUUUUAGUACUGUCUAAUGACUUUUGGAUCACUAGUGGAUGGGAGUCCAAAGUGACAUAUCUAUAGACUGGUGUGACUCAGGCCCCAAGAUACUGUGAGACCUUCCUGAAUUGGCACUCUUACCAUAAGCAUCUACUAGUCCAAAGAAUCCCCAUGGGAUUGGGUAUGCCAAACAGACUUUUCUUAAACAUUUCCCUUAUGAAAGAUUGCAUGCCUAAUAAUUAUAGUAAACGUAUCAAUCUAUUGGGCAUAAAUGGUCUCAUGAAAUUAUCCCAUAUGAUGUCAGUGUUAAGCUGGCUAUACACAGUAGAUCAAUGUCAGCCUGACAUUUGGUGGGACUGACCAAAAAUCAACUGUAUUUGGCUGUUUCUCAACAUUUCCCAAACAGUGGAUGUCAGGGGAAUAAGGAUCAGGCUGUUGGAUUUAGACAUGCCUAUUCAUUAUUUUAUCAAGGGUGCUAAGCCACCAGACGUGUCUGGCAGCAGAUUGCUCCCCAGACAUGCUCGGUUGGCCGAGCUGAGCCUGCAUGUGCAUGAGAGGAAUAUCUGUAGGCCAAACGUCUAUCUAAAGUGUAUGGGAAGCUUUAGGAUGAGUGGUACCACAACAUUCCUGCUUCGUUGGAUUUUUUUGGUAGUGGUCACCAGUGGUCAGUGGGGUUGUACUAUGUAAGUGCCAUGAAUUCUUCAAAGGCAUCUGUCAUCUGUACAAAGUGUCUUUGGCUUCAGCUUAUUUCAGGAGAUGGUUCAGUGUUUAUCAUAUGCUGCCAAUCAUUUAUUUAGGAACCAGUGACAUGACUGAAGUGUUCAGUGAUAGGAUGGGCUAUUGUGUAUAUCUGAGACGUCUGCCUUUGCUGUGCGCAGGAAAUAUACACUUGAAAUGUUCUCCUGUAGCUCAGUACUUGGGGGUUACCUGACAAAUGUUUCCAUAUUUGCACAAGCCGCACAUUUAGCAAUGAUUUUAUUUAUCUUGUGCUAUAUAAUCAGAUUGUUAUACCUGUCUCUUAAAUCAAUAUGGUGGUUACUAUAAGAUUUUUUUUGUGUAAAGGUGUUUCUUAUGCAUCUAUCGUAUGCAUAUUUAUACUUUUUUUUUGUACAAAUAAGGCUUCACAGUGAAUCCAUUACUAUAUAUAAAAGUAAUGCCUGUCUGAGUAAGGAGAACUUGAUUACAAUUUUUAUGACCUUCGUCUAAGUAGGCAUAAACCCUAAUAAGAGGCUUUUCACAUUUAGUUUUUGCUGUAUGUCAAGCGGAUGUUUGUAAACCCCCCCAAAAAAUGUAAAGAAACGUAUGGCUUGAUAUACCCAUAAACUAUAAUUGGGCAAAGAUAGUACAUACUUUUGUCUUGGUUUGUCAUUUUUUACGUUUCUGUAUGGGUUUUUUUCCGGGGCAGAUUAGCAUAACAUGCCACACUUUUCUAUCCUGGAAAAAAAAACGGAUAGAAACAUAUGCGUUUCUUUACAUUGCAAUGAAUGGGAGACGGAUGGAAACAUAAUAUAAUACAUUUCCAUCCAUUAAACAUAUUAAUUUUUUUUUCAGGUAAUGCCUUUGAAUCUUUCAUUUAAAAAAGGAAGGUUUCACAAAACUGUAUAUGUUUUUUGUUACAAAAAACAGACACAAAUGUACAGGGGCGGACUGGCCAUAGACCCUACAGGGAAAUUUCCAGGUGGGCCGGUACCCAGAGGGCGACUACCUCCUCUUGGCCAAAAGCCAGGUACAUAAAGACCUUGAUGCUCUUAAUUAAUUUAGGCAGUAUUUUCUUCUUCACUCUGGUAUCUUGGGCUACUUUUAGUUUUUUUCCAGGGCCACUUUAAGUUCCUAGACUGCCCCUGCGAAUGUAUGGAAACAUAUGCGCAUCUGUCAAACGUAUAGGUUAAAAAAAAGGAUAGAUGUGUACGUUUUUUUUUACUGUAUGUCUAAAUGCAUCUGCCUGAUGUACAGCAAAAACGAGAUGUGAACAGCCCCUUAAUCUGCCAUUUAGGUUCUAUGUGCUGAAUGUUUAAAGUUUAACUGUCGUUUCAUUUUUUUAUUUUUUUAUGCGUAAGGCAAGUGAUUCUAAUUUUUGCAAUAUAAUUUAUUGAUUUUGUUUUUUCAUGACAAAACUGACCCUGAAGUAAUCUUUUUGGGAGUAAGUUGCCAUAGAGAUCCUCUCUUCAGUGUUCAGCGCAGCGCAGUACUGAAGAGUAAAGACGUCCUUGCUCACUGCUGCUGCCUUUACUGCCUCCCUAACAUAUAUAUAUAUAUAUAUAUACUGCCCUCUCUUGCUGAUAUCAGUACACUGUCAGUGUAAUCUGUAUGCCCGGCAUGCUGACUAAAGAGCCACCAAGAAAUGCAGGGAGUUGCAUCUCUCAGCAGCUAGUUAGUAUUUAUGGCCAGUUGUAGCGAUAUAUUAGGGAGGAGGUGAGGGCAGUAGCAGUGAGGCAGGAGCGUCUUCAUUUCGCUGUGAAGAUGGAUUAGGUCAGUGGCCUAACACAAUUGACUGGACCACACAUAAAAUUUUUGAACCUUCCCCAACCAGCAACUCCUUUGCAACCCCCAACUCACAUUCAAACCCCACGCCUGUGGCUAGUCAAGAUUGAGCUCUCAGAUAAGGACCGGUAGCCACUCCGUCCAUUUCCUACAGUGUCACUGUAUAUAAUGUCAUUGUAUAGUACUUUUGAGGGGGCCCUAACAAUAAAAUAUUUUAGUCUUCCUCCUGAGGGGACCCCAAAGCAGCUGCUUCCCCUAUAGCUAUGCCACUGGAUUAGGUAAAGCUUCAAAUACAUUUUAUUAUGAAAAAGUACAAAAUCAAUAAAGUAUAUUUCAAAAAUUAUUAGUAUCACUUGCCCUACACAUUUAAGAAAAAAAAGAAACAACUGUUACUCUUUAAGGCCAAAGUAGUGCUUUCCGUUUAUUUUAUCUUCCUGCUACACAUGUUCUUUUAUAUGCUAUAUAAAGAACAUAUGGGAGUGUUUGUAGUGCAAUGUAACGUGGGUGUAUUCAUUGGCCCCAGACAGAAUGUAAGGUGUUCAGCUGCUGCAUAAACACAUAUAGCAGUACUAUAUUGAUGUAUUAGUCCAAGGAAAAGGUAGAAAUCUGUUUCCCUUUCACUUAAUAGUUGUAUUUGUAAAAAUUAAAGACAAUGUAAAUUUUUAAAGACUCUUAAGGGGGUCAUUUAUGAAAAAAAUAUACGCCAUUUUUUGGCAUAUUAAAGGCGCAGAUUUUGUUGCAAGGGCAUUUAGCGGCAAAAUCUGCGCCUUUUUCCCUAUGUAUGCCACUUACGCUUCUUUUCUCAAGUUAAGACAAAAGGGGGCAUGGUGUGGUUGGGGAACAGGGAAGGCCAGCAGGCCCAUCUCAUUCCUAAUUUUUUACACAUGUUUUUCACAUAGAAAAUGACUUAAAUCUACUCCAUCAAGGGAGCUGGCGUAUAUUUAAUCUUGUUGAAUGCCGUCCGGAUCAUGCGCUAAAGUUAUGUACAGGCCGGCGCCUGUACAUAUACAUUGGCAGUUUUAGCCAAUCUGGCAGCUAUAGCAGAAAGGUUCUAAUAAAAAGGGGAUUAUGCUCUGGCUGGACUGACUCUAUAAUGUAUCAAUUUGAAAAAGCAGCUAUCAUGAUAAUCCCAAUGCCUUAUUUAACAGGUAGAAAUUGGUCUUUUUGUUAGCCUGAAAUUUACAGUGAUGGCUAACCAUCUUGGGAUUCGUAGUUCCUGAGGUUAGCCAUCACAGCACUAGACUGCUAACAUCGUAUGCUUGAUAGUAAUGGUCAUAUACGUUAUUGAGUUGAAGUUACAUUAUUUUAAUAAGCUCCCUAGAAAAGUUAAGCACAACGGCCAAUAACCCACAGGAACCAGAUGUAUUUGUAUGGGAUUGUAUGGUUUACAAUGAUGAACCCUCUUAGAAAGUUCUCUGGUUUUCAGCAACAGUAACUCAUUACACAAGUAAAAACCACCACAGUGUAUUUCCUAUGUUAUAAAUAAGACACAUUUUACACUAUGGAUAUAUCUUUUAAAUAUAAAAUGGACCACUGCUGCAGAAUUAAUACAUCUUCACACAUUUUGGUUUAUAGCAUUAUAUUUUAGCAAAAAAAUGAGCACAUAGUUUGAAAAAGUUCCUUUAGAUUGUAAAUGAGAUCUGUCACAGGGCAAUUUACAGAAAGCUGCUAAAAACUCCUUGUGGCUCUCUGUUUUUAUAGUGUGAUAUAUAAAUGUAAUGGUGGCUGUGUUUUAAUGGCAGACAUUCAUAUUGUAUUUAGCUUUAUAUAUAUAUGUGUGUUAACCACUUACAUGCUAUUCUGCUUUUGUUUAUAGUGUUUGUGAAGCAUAUAAGUAUAUAAUUAUUUUCUCAUUAAAACGCAAACUGGA
Molecule: messenger RNA, 11373 nt
Organism: Bufo gargarizans (Asiatic toad)
Lineage: Eukaryota; Metazoa; Chordata; Amphibia; Anura; Bufonidae
Product: A-kinase anchor protein 2-like
Exons: 12
Coding region: 168-3434 (1088 amino acids)
Biological process (GO): regulation of cell shape
Cellular component (GO): membrane
Source: RefSeq, a predicted model, not a curated record